AUAUCACAAGAAUAUUAGCUGAUACUCAGCCAGACGGCAUUACAGGAAUACGACGGUUCACUUAAUUCACUCUACGUGUCAGCAGUACAGCAUCACUAGAUAGAAGCAUUCUAUUUAAGUACCUGUUCUCGUUCAUUUGAAUGAAAAUGUUGAACUUAGACUCACAUAAUGAAGGGGUGCACACGUGUGUUGAGGGUGUUGCUGUUUCCCGUAGGAACGACCGCGGGUGAGGGCUGAGAAGCAAUUUCGGGGUAGCUGACACCGUCAGGGAGCAAACAGAGAUAAGGCACCACUUAACAGGCAAAGACGUCGUGGCUGUUCUAGGUGGUCGCCCGAGAUGUAUCCUUCUUUUCCCACUGCGGGUAAUGCCGCUUCUUCUACGGAACAAAAGAGCAUGAUGAAGCAAGAAGUGCAUAUUAGAGGACAAGAUGAGCAAGAAAUGGAUGAGUCAAGAUGUAGAAGAAUAGAAGCGAAGGGUGCAGGACCAGGCAAAGAAGCAGAAGAAAGCGCGUCCUCGAAGAACUCUCCAAGGAUGAAGAAGUCCCUUGGCUGUUUUUUGGAUUGGUUAAGGCCGAAGACCAUCAAAGUACUUGAGUAAGUUCAUUGAGUACAUCAAAUUUUGUGCCAACCGGGAGCGUUCUGUAAACUUCCUGUUGGCGGCUCCAGGUGCAUACUACACACAGUAUCACCAGAAUUCAUCUUGCCCCUCUUUCUCGCAUCCUAACUACAGUAACAAAUACUAAUUCCCAUUCUAAUUACAGCCUUCUCCGAUAUGGAAUGCGGUGAUGAGCCUGACGAGUUGUGGUUGGAUGAACCCAGAGACUGGGUUAGGCGUUACCCUUUUAUCAUUUCCGGCUCAAGGCUUCUUGCCGGAAUAGCCUUCGCGCAGGGGAUGAUACUAGUAAUGCUGUCAGCAGAUUAUGACGAGAAGAUAAGUCAAGUAGCGAGCUUUAGUACCUGGCUAGACUUAUUUUGUUAGUGGAUUUAACGUUCAGACGCAGCAGCAGUAAUGAAAUGAUCCCGCCAGCAAAUCUUGGCAUCUGACUGAUACUAACUUCUCUUGCAAGCUCCCAUUUAUUCCCUGUCGCGUGCAUAUUUUAUACCCAACGGUAACGAACUCGAACUCCCCUUGCAACCCUCCCCUUUCAUAUCCCACAAAUUCUUCCGCGUGCGUAUUCUGCAUAUCUGACUCGCGUCAAUGUGAUUGUUACUUUCGUUUUUUACCUGUUGCUGCACUACCGCCAGCAACGAAUGUACCGGAAAGCCAGCAGUGCAAGCGCUUUAGCGUAUUCAUUGUUUUAUUUUUUGAAAGUUACAUCAUUCAUUUUGCUUUUGAUUGUAUCCCUGAGUCGAAUCUAGUAUUAUGCCAUCUUGAUGAAUUUGGUAUCGAAUAAAGUAUCUGCAUCUUUUGAUAAACUGUUGCUCGGCUUAUUGCAGUAUCAUGAACUUGAUCGUGGUCACAAUAAAGCACGUCCUGAACGAGCCCAGACUCUUAGGUUCUGACAAUAUAAUGGCCAAUUUGAUGCUUUCCAUCAACAUCCACAAUUCAAGAAAUAGGUUUCAUUUUUCAGCUCAGGUAUGCCAUUUUUCACCUAAUGCUCCACAGGUAUGCCAGCGUGGAAAUGCAGCAUCGCUAUGGAAGAAAAUACUCGCUAGAACAGGGACUUCUCGCGGCAUCUGCACAACUCUCAUUGGAGGAUGGAUCAACUGGCGGCGCAGAGAUGUUGAACGGUGAUAGCGGAUCAAAUGGUGAUAAGAAGUUUCAGCUUCAUGGCGAGAGGACUUGUUGUUCAGGAGUGGAUGAUGGUGAGGUGGAAAACCGAGGUGAUGCUGAGGAGGCCGUAGGAGCGCCUGGGCAUGAUUCGAUGUCCAGAGACACCAUAGCCUUGCGAAAUGAUUUCAAGAAACGAACGAUGGCGAAUCAACCGGUGAUAUUGAACGGCGCAGCUACUGGUUUCCCAAUGGGCGGAACUCGAGGAGAUUUGCCUAGAGCUGACAGUUUGUUGAGUAAUUUGAGUAGUCGGGCUUCACCUUCGGGAUUUUCACGGCGUGGGAUAAAGAGCAGCUCAAGAAGUAGCGAUGAGGAAGACGUCGAGAAGGAUCAGCAUCAUGGAGCAGAGGGCGACGAAGAACAUGAACAGGAUUUUCUGUUAAAAGUAGAGGAGGUUCUUGUUGAAGAGCCACGAGGAGAAGUUCUUGUGGAGCAGCAGGAGUCCUCAGGAACUGAAGAUACUCUAGCCAACUAUAGUACUCUUCGUGGACCGUCUCCAGUUCUCAAUUCGUGGAAUAGUACGUUCGAAGAUUUCAAGAGCAAUUCUACAAACAGGAACCUUGAACGUAGCAGGAAAAGGGGAGAGCACGUAUUUUCAGCUUCGUCCAAGAGAGCCUCGUCUGGUUGUAUCGGCACCAGUCGUGGCCCUCGGAGGAUGAAAGGACGCAACAAUAGCAGCAUGAGAGCUGAAAAGAUUCGUGGUCGUCGUUCAGCGAUAGCUGCUUCUGAGGCUUUGGCCGAUGAUGUCCAGGAAAUCAAGGUGGCGCCAGACGGUGCAAGAUUCUUCAUGCAAUUACGUUUAGAGGACCAUCGUAGCGCGUUGUCAAAGGUCAUCCGGUUACUGCAAGAGUGGGUCAUUAUUCUGUCUUGCUUUAUCUGCUUGAUCUAUUGGUGCGCAUUAUUCGACCCAGCCGAGUACGACGCUUUGACUGGGAAUGGCUAUCUUGCGCGAAAGUGGGAGCAAGAAGGGAUUCCUUCUUUGUCCCGUGUCAGCAUGGAGAACAUUCAGGAGAUUGAGACGUUGACAGAUUUAGCAAGGGUUGUGGAGGAACUCACUUUACGUACUGAGGGUGUGCCGGAAUGGAAAGACCAUGUUUGUGCUCGUCGUGAAAGUCGUGGUUCAUCUUCGCUUGUGGAGGCAUCGUCCGCGAAGCCACGUACUUCAUCCAGCUCUGCGUGGGGGAGGAACAGAGGUGGUCUACUGUCUUCUGCCGAUCAUGGUGGUGAACUACUCGCCCGUGGGGCUGAACAACUACACCCUACUGAGAUAACCAGUGGGGGAUCACUGACCUUAACACGCUCUUCCUCCAACCUGAACGUUGACGAGCGGCCUCUGGAUCGGUCAACUGGCACACUGCUAGCCGGGUCAGAUAGCUGGCGCAGUGAUAUGCAGUGUCUAAACCACGCUAUCGAACGCGAAGUCGAACAACGCACCGAUUUAAUAGUGUUACGUAACGAAAUCACUAGACUGCUAGCAAAGAGGCGGUCAUUGCAGGUUGCGGCGCCACUAGUUGCUACUGGUAGUGUUACGAGUCCGACACAACAGCAACAAGAACAACGACCCACUAAUGUUGGCGACAACCCAGUAUCUUCUGUAUCACCAACUUCUGCUGCGUUGGCAAGUCAAAAUAUGGACAACAUAGCAUCACCAGCCACCUCUACAUCACCAAGUCGCGGCUUGGUCUUGGAUGGACCCGUAUCACCAGGUGGAGUAUCUGUUGGCCCUGGGAGACCUCCUAGUCGGAAAGAAAAGCGAGCCCGCAGAAAGGCAGAACGCGAGAGGGCUCAAUUAGUGAUAAGGAGGUAUAGGAAGAACGAAAGCACACCGGCUUAUCCACUGGCGUUGUUCGAAGCGGCGGCGCAGCAAACAAGUCAGCAAAGCUCAAGUGCUACUAAAAAUGGCGGUCAUGUUGAUAAUGCCAGUGGUCCACAAAUUAUAGAUCAAAGAAACAUUGAUACAACAAGCCAUGGAGGAAGUAGAAACACGGAGGUUAACACUGUUCCUGUCGCCACAACUACGAACUCCGCUAGCACGACGCCCCACGCCACUGAGGGGACUCCACGACCUUCUCCGAGUUCUUUGACCACCACAGUGAAGGAGGCCUACCCUUUGUCUGCCAAACUGUUUGAGCUGAGCAGGCGAUGGCGACAGUUGGCGUUCUCCUUGACAUUGAUAGAACAUGGGGCGAUCAUAUUUUCAGCCAUCACCGAACUUGCAUUGGUGAAGCAGCGAUUUCAUCUGGGCCGGCUGAUUUUGCUCACGUUGAUGCUGCUGUUGUACCUUGGGUGCAACGUUUUCUGGACGCUUUGUUAAGUCACCUAAAAGUAUUGUGUAACAGUUUAAAUUUCUUUAGAAAAAGUAAUCAGGUCGUUCUAUCUCUGCUAUAGCUAUUUACUUCCUGUAGUUGAAACUGUACAAAACGAGUUCAAGGUACAACAUGAACAUGAUGUUGUUGGCAACACAGUCGCUGUGAUUAAGGUGUGAACAAGUCACCACUAAUGUAGUUAGUUCCUGAGUAGUUUAUAUCCCUACAACCUAUACUUCUAAUUCUAGUACGGUCGUGCCGUGUACCCGGAUUUACUCGACUGGAAAAAGACGCCGCAGAUUGCCUGUUGCGUCAUAUUGUGUCUAGGACUGCUUCUUUUCGGCGUUUACGCUUUGUUAGCGCAUUGUCAUCCACCGCGUCUGACGUUUCCUUGUACGUGUCGGAAAAACCCGAAGAAAUCUAUCAUGGACUCGAAUGGAGAUACCACGAAGGCUGGAGAGGAUGCCGCACUUGCUACUGCAGAGUCGUCUAGUAAAAACGGGGAUAGCUGCGAGAGGGGUACGUCGAAGGAGGACGGACAAGUAUAAACAAAGGUAUAUAUUACAUGCGGCAUCUUAUGGCGCCGCAGGAAAUGACGCUAUCAUACUGACACAAAAUCUAAUGAUACAAUGUCGAUCCAUAUAUACGGAGUCUCUGAUUGCUAGAGUCUCUAACACUUUUAACAUAUCAUGAGUUCAAGAUUAUACAGUUUCACGCACAUCUGCAUGUUGACGUUGCAUACUUAUACAUAUACAUAGUUCAUACUGUGGUACGGUACCACAUCGCGCAAUACCGGCUCUUGAAUUCAGUAAUUCGCAUGUUCCUUUUUUUGAUCAGCUUUGGAGUUUCUUUUUGCUGCAUAUUCUUAGGCGGUCUCAAUGUGGCCUUGGCAAGAAAUUUGUUCGAAGGAUAUUUGGGUGUUUCUUCGGGUAUGUUUUUGUUAGGGAGCUGCAACCUGUCUCUUUGGUGAUCGGGACUAAGGUAUACAUCAGAAGAAGAUCCAUAUCAUGACGCGGCGGGGUAUAAUACCAUCCUCAAC
Molecule: messenger RNA, 5116 nt
Organism: Amoebophrya sp. A25
Lineage: Eukaryota; Dinophyceae; Syndiniales; Amoebophryaceae
Source: the annotation of a GenBank genome assembly